Molecule: messenger RNA, 2121 nt
Organism: Symbiodinium necroappetens
Lineage: Eukaryota; Dinophyceae; Suessiales; Symbiodiniaceae
Source: the annotation of a GenBank genome assembly
AUGCUUGGGCGAUGUUUCGUCGCUUCGAACGUCACGGCACAUCCUGCGGUUGAGGAUGAGGUUGGGCGCUACUACUUUGCCACCCAGCCGCUGCCAUGCCAGGAGCACCUGGCUAAGCGGCAGUUGCCAGCGCUGCCAGGACCGAAGCUCGCUCCUGGCAGCUUGGAGAACGUGGCCCGGGCCGUGUGCGAACUGUACGGCUUUGCCCCCGAGCUACAUCGCUGGAUGACCUGCCAGCCCUCGCAGGUGACUGCAGUGGCGGACUACUGGCUUUCGCCCUUCGCAAUAGGCUACCACGGAUACAAGAAUCUUACGGACCUAUUGCAUGCUUACCGGAUUCUCUACCAAUCUGCUGGAUGCAAUUGGGCUCUGCCCUUCCGGCCAAAGGUGCUGCACGAGAGGACAGCCUGCACGAUAUCGAACUCCUACAAUGCCAACGACGAGGCGGUGGAGCCAGUGGAGACCUCGCGGAACUUCGAGUUCGACGAGGCACUGCUUCCGUUCACCAGAUGCUUUGCCGAUUUCAGUGAUGAGAUAGCUGCCUCUGCUUUGCCAAGAGAUCUUGGACUUCACGAUGAUGCCCUCAUCACGCCAAUCUCUCCAGUUUGGUGCGAUGUUUGCGGCCGAAUGCUCUUUGGUCUUAUGCAAGACUGUGUCCGGUGUGCAGAAUGUGGUCGUGUGGCGUGCAAGACUUGUGCCUUCACACGGAGUUGUGCCGUGAAGGAAAUUCGACAGUAUCUGGAAGCAGGUGCACAGCUACCUUUCCACCUUCAGGACCGCUGCGGCGAAGCCGUGAUGGUUUUGCCGGUGGUGAAGCGGCAUCCGUCCGUGCUCCGCUACGUUCCACAGGAGCUCUGGAGGGAUGAGACGUUCCUGCGCCAGUUCCUGGACCUGGGCGGGCAUGAUGCGGGCCUCCGACAAGCUGCCAAGCAGCAGCUCUCAGGGCUGGAGAAGCCGGACAAAGAUGAAAUCGCUGGUGCCGUGCUGGCGGUGCUGCGGCAGGGCUUUGAGUCCAGUGGCGUCGCUUUUGCCUUGGAGCUGCUCGCACAACUGGCAGAGAAAAGCCCUGCUGUCCUAGCUGUGGCGAAGGAGAGGCUGAACGAUGCAGAUGCUGUCGUUCGCGCAGCUGCUGUCUCUGCGGUUUCCCUCUUGGCCAGGAAGGAUGACAGAGCCUGCAGGAGUGUACCGCGGGAGCUUUUCCGACGCCUGGAAGACGAGAGCCAAGCCGUCCGAAGUGCCGCCAUCGAUGCCCUGCCGCAGCUGCAUGCAGAGGGGCGGCGGAAGCUGUCCGCUUUGACCCCGCGGCUGCAGGCGGAGAAAGCCAAGAAGCAGUUGGAGACUGAGCAUCUCAACCAGAUACCCAGCUUUCCCAUGAGCGGUGAUGCGCGGGAUCCCACGGAUGAGGAGGUUGAGAAGAAGGAGCCGGGCAGGGGCGGUCCCUCCCCGGCUGCAUCGAGCCGGGAGCGGCGCCUCAAAGGGGAGCUGGCAUUGGAGGAGCUGGCUCUGAAAGGGAGCUGCGUGAAGGACGGCGGGGUGGCCCAUGCCAUGCUCCUGGUGCCAAUGCGGAUGGAGCAGCGGCGGCUGCUGCCCGUGAGGGGCCUUCCUAGGCAGAUGGAGGCCAGACUGCGGGCAGCGGUGAGGGCAAGCUUCUGCUUGAAACCCCAGCGCUGGCACGGCUUUGCCUUGGAGCAGCGGAUGAUCCAACUCCAGGCGGAUCGACAGCUGGCCUUGGCAGCGGUGGAGAGGCGGGGCAUGGCCUUGCAGCAUGUACCGGCAGAGCUCCGAGACCGGGAGUUGGUUCUGACGGCCGUCCGGUCUCGACCGCGGGCCUUGGAGUUCGCACCUCCCCAGCUUCAAAGAGACAGAGAUGUUGUCCUGGCUGCCUUGACAGCGCCUGGGGGUCACAAGGCCUUGGGCUUUGCCGCAGCUUUCAACCAGGAUCAGGAAGUCCAGGCCACUGUCCAACAGGUGCAGGCGACGCUUGCAGAGACCAAGAAGCUAGCAGACGAGGGUCUUCAGUUGGAUCUGCGCGCAGAGCGGCCUUCCGAUCUGGCCUCCCCAGCAAACGCGGCCAUCCUUCAGAUCGUUCCGGACGAUAUGCUUUGCUUGCUGCACUUGUGA